AUGAGGUCAUUAGCCAACACUGGUGUGACUAAAGUCAAUGGAAAUCAACAAUUUAUUGCACGAUUAUUAACGCCUCAACAGCAACAGUAUUAUUCGCUGAAUCCCAAUCCAAAUGUUGAUGCUGUAUUUGUCCCUCCUUCCAUUUCUUCCGUUUUAGUCGGAAUAUGUGACGUUUUCAUUAGAUCAUUUGAAGAAGUAGAAUUGACUAUAAUAUCUGUAUUUGAAGAUGAAGAAAUAGAACUUGAGGAAGUGGUAUUUGGAUUUAUUCCGUUCGUGGUGUUU
Messenger RNA from Ambispora gerdemannii, 282 nucleotides. The record is from the annotation of a GenBank genome assembly. NCBI's taxonomy places the organism in Eukaryota, Fungi, Glomeromycota, Glomeromycetes, Archaeosporales, Ambisporaceae.